AUGGCGGCUAUUGUCACCAGUACACCGGUAAACUGGUCCAGGGUGCUAUUUGACGUCCUCAUUUGGAUGGUCGGCAUCCGGUCAGUCGGCCUCAUCCCCCAAAUAAGCUGCCUUCUUGUGGAGCUUGGUGUUCCGACCUGUCCCGGCGAAGGUCUGAACCAUGCCCAGCAAACGGAGGAUGAAGGGUCGGCCUCAUCAUCUGAAAGAACCGAUACAGAAAAGACCGAUGAUGAAAGAUCGGCCAAUGAAGAAGAGAAUUCGGGCCAGAGCCCCGAUAAUGCCGGACCUGACGCCAUCUCUGAGACCACCGAGGGUAGUGAAGAGGGUGGUGAAGAUGCCGGUGAUGAAGGCGGCGACAAAGAUAAUGAGGAGGCCGGAGAAGAAGAGGCCGAUAGGAUAUCUCUGAAACUCCUUCAGGGCGCCAAAAAGAGAGCCGAGUCGAUUGAGGAGUUAUACCUGGAAUGGCACGAGCACCGGUUCGGCAAACCGUAUAGGCAAAUCCUACCGGGCUAUACAGACAUGGAAUGCAUCCAAAGACUGAAGGAAGUGGAGGACUUGAUCAUGAAUCUCACAAAAUCCAACACAAUUGAAGAGAUUACGGAGGAGUUCGAAGAGGUGGGACCUGAAGACACCUUAACACCGCGGGUGUUAGAAAGGCUUGAAAAAGCCAAAGGAGACCUCAUUCAAGAAAUUGACCGGCUGGAGGCAAUAUACAGUCAAAGGGAAAUACCGGUCUAUACUACUCCCCGGAUCGAAACGAGUCCGGAUCACUGUCCAACACCUCCAAGGGAGAAUGCGGCAUCAAAAGAAUCCGAUGAAAGGGCGGAUCCUCUUCUCACCGGGCAAUCUCCACUUACACAACCGGAAGUCUCCGAAUCAGACUUCACAAAGGAAUGGGUUGAGGGCCGUCUUCAAAGGUUUGAAGACUCAACAACAGAACGAAUUGAUAGCCGUAUUCAAGAGUUUGAAGUCUCCGCGGAUGAGCUGGACGCCGAAGCAAGUAAAGAGAAGGAAGCACCGCGAUCAUCCCAACUUACCGAAGAAGAAGAGGAAGCCGAGCGGAUUAGAAAGGCAGAGGCCAAGUUCCCAGGGCUUGCAAAGAAGGCAGCCGCUCAAGCUGCGAAGGAUGAUGCGCGGUUGGAAAGAGAAAGACGGAGGCUGGAAAGUUUCGCAGAAGACAACAAGAAGAAAAAUGCGGCCUCCUCCGUUUCAGCGCCGACAAAGCGAAAGAGGGAACCCUCAAAGAAAGUUCAAAUAGCCGACCUGCUCAAUGAGGUCACUGACACGGUCAUUACGAGUAUACCGCAGCAGGCUGCUCAAGUCGAAGAGGAGGUUGAAGAACAACUGCAGCCCCGGUCUAAAAGAUAA
Molecule: messenger RNA, 1368 nt
Organism: Impatiens glandulifera
Lineage: Eukaryota; Viridiplantae; Streptophyta; Magnoliopsida; Ericales; Balsaminaceae
Product: protein Ycf2-like
Exons: 4
Coding region: 1-1368 (455 amino acids)
Source: RefSeq, a predicted model, not a curated record